ACCACAGUGCACGCCGCCUGCCUAAGCCAGGAGCUUCAAAGGCUGCACACCGAUGGCUCCAAGCAAGCAAACGCCGGGAUGCAAGGCAAUGCAUGAGACAUACACGACUGACCCAUAGAGCCCAUCAUCUUACCCCACUGGAGAUGAGCCUGAACCCUACCAGACCUCAAACCUCUGCAAAGUCGGUGCCUGCUAGCCGGCAAAUCUGGAGCUGGGACAGCUCCUUAUCUGGGCUUUGCUCUACUGCUCUGUACACCAGCUUGGGACUUCAGG
Molecule: messenger RNA, 273 nt
Organism: Pelobates cultripes (western spadefoot toad)
Lineage: Eukaryota; Metazoa; Chordata; Amphibia; Anura; Pelobatidae
Source: the annotation of a GenBank genome assembly